AUGUCUGCAUGUUUCCCAGGAACCUAUCAAGGCCAAUGGAUGGGUGGGAUGCGUCAUGGUUAUGGCGUCCGUCAGAGUGUUCCCUAUGGCAUGGCCACCGUUAUCCAUUCCCCGCUUCGUACGUCCAUGGCCUCCCUGCGCUCUGAGCAGAGCAACGGUGCAGUCCUCCACGACCUCUCCUCCCCUGUGGACACGCCGACGGGCACUCGUGGUGGUUUCGUCCUCAACUUCCACUCAGACAGCGAGGUCGUCACCGGCAAGAAGAAGGGCCUGUUCCGCCGGGGUUCCCUUUUCGGCAGCCUUAGGCAGUUGCGCAAGUCUGACUCUCGGACCUCUAUCUCCAGCAAACGUAGCUCCGCAAGGAGCGAUGCCACCAUGAGCCGAAUCAGUUCCAGCGACGCCAACUCCACCAUAUCAAUCGGUGAUGGCGAGCUGCCAGACGAGGACCUACCACUGGAGGACCACGUGGACGCGACCACGACUGAGACCUACAUGGGGGAGUGGAAGAAUGACAAGCGUAACGGAUUUGGUGUUUCAGAGAGAUCCAACGGGAUGAAAUAUGAAGGAGAGUGGCUUAACAACAAGCGCCAUGGCUAUGGGUGCACUGUUUUCCCAGACAGCACCAAAGAAGAAGGGAAGUACAAAAAUAAUGUGCUGGUGCGUGGAAUAAGAAAGCAGUUGAUUCCUCUUAAGAAUCCCAAAACCAAAGAGAAGGUAGAUCGUGCUGUGGAGGGGGCACAGCGGGCUGCAGCCAUUGCGAGGAGUAAGGUGGAAAUAGCCGCUUCCAGGACGGCCCAUGCCAGGACAAAAAGCGAGGCAGCAGAACAAGCCUCCAUCUCUGCCGUGCAUGAGUCGGAAAUUGCCAGGGCGGUUGCCAGGGAGCUCUCCCCCAACUUUUACCAGCCAGGACCAGACUACAUAAAACAACAGUCAAAAGAGCCAGUGGAAAUUAAAGAGGUCCCUGUUGAAAAGAAGGAAGAAUCCCCACAUGAUUCUCCUCACUUUUACCGCAAAGGCACAACUCCACCCCAUUCUCCUGUCGCUAGCCCUGCAGCCACUCCUCCCCCCUCACCUGACACUAAGAAGAAGACUGGCCAGAUUGGCAACAGCAUCAGCCACAAACCGAGCAAAGAGGAAAAACCAUCCCGCAAGAUAAGCAAAGAAGAGAAGUCCAGUUAUAAGGCCAGCAAGGACGAGCGAUCUAGCAGGAAGCUAAGUAAAGAAGAGAGGCUAUCCUUCACCGAUGGGCCUAAGACUUCUCAUGCACACAUUGAGGCUCCUCCUAAACCAACUAAAGUUCAGCAACAGGCCCCAGCAACCGCUCCUCCCGUGCAGCCUCCUACUGUUCCAGUCAAUGGCCAGCUCCACUCUGAAUAUCACAGCUACUACGUUAAAGCCACUCCACGGGGCCCUCCACCUCCUGAGCCUGAGGAAGUGGAAGAAGAGCCCAGUGCCCAAGCUCUGGCACGUCUGCCCCCGCAACCCAAGUCUUUCAGCACCCCUACCCCUACUCCUAAGACACCUUCCAUUCGGGACAGCAAGAGCGACCCAAAACUCAGGAAGCAAGAUUCCCUAAAACCAAAGAGCCUUGCAGACACAAAGAAAGCAAGCAUGGAAAUUGCAGAAAGCACAGAAGAAACAGGUCCUAACUCAAUCCUUGUUGCUAUGGUAAUGCUGUUGAAUAUUGGCCUUGCAAUUAUAUUUGUCCACUUUCUGACAUGAUGAUUUUGUUUCUAUGUGAAACCAUGGCAACUGGUACAGUUGCAUUGCCGGCCUUGAAAAGUGAAAAUGGCGCCAGUGAGAAACGGGGGCGGCCGGAGGUGUUUAGGAAUCAGCAUGACACCGAAGAGAAUGAAGAGAGAGGCAUCACUACUAUCAACCUGUCUUUGGCCCUCUUUAGGGCCAACCCUGUCAAUUAGCACUCCUUUGGCUUCUGUAUAAGCAGAAGUGAAAUGUUAUGUCUAGUGAGUUGAAAAAAAAAAAAAACCCAAAGAAAAAAAAAAAAAAAAAAAGGGAAAACGCAACCAAA
Poecilia latipinna (sailfin molly) is the source of this 2029-nucleotide messenger RNA. Its product is annotated as junctophilin-1. The transcript has 5 exons. NCBI's taxonomy places the organism in Eukaryota, Metazoa, Chordata, Actinopteri, Cyprinodontiformes, Poeciliidae. The record is from RefSeq and is a predicted model, not a curated record. Bases 1 to 1722 code for a protein of 573 amino acids. Gene Ontology annotation, cellular component: endoplasmic reticulum membrane; junctional membrane complex; plasma membrane.